Molecule: messenger RNA, 4560 nt
Organism: Sapajus apella (tufted capuchin)
Lineage: Eukaryota; Metazoa; Chordata; Mammalia; Primates; Cebidae
Gene: ERO1B
Product: endoplasmic reticulum oxidoreductase 1 beta
Exons: 16
Coding region: 253-1656 (467 amino acids)
Biological process (GO): protein folding in endoplasmic reticulum
Cellular component (GO): endoplasmic reticulum membrane; endoplasmic reticulum
Molecular function (GO): FAD binding; protein-disulfide reductase activity; thiol oxidase activity
Source: RefSeq, a predicted model, not a curated record
GCGUGGCCGCGGAGCGGAGCGAGCCAGGGGCGGGGCCGUCCGGGGGAUGAAGUGGGGGCGUUCGCGUCUCCUGCCUCACUCGCAGCUCCCUGGCGUCGGGGAGAGCGUCUUCUGCUUCCGCGCCGGCGUGCAGACCUCUGACCCUGGGGUCGCUUGGCCGCCGGGAAUCGUCCCUUCGGGUCAUCGCCCGGGCCGCCCGCUGUUCCCCGGCCCCGAGGGGCCCGGCUGGCCGCGGCGCGGGGAGAGGUCAGCAUGAGCAAGGGGGUCUGCCGGGCCGGCGCCGGGCAUGGGGCGGCGGCCGCGGUGCGGCUGCUGGUCACCCUGAGCUUCCUCCCGAGCGUCGUCGAGGCCCAGGUCACUGGAGUUCUGGAUGAUUGCUUGUGUGAUAUUGACAGCAUCGAUAACUUCAAUACCUACAAAAUCUUCCCCAAAAUAAAAAAAUUGCAAGAGCGAGACUAUUUUCGUUAUUACAAGGUUAAUCUGAAGCGACCUUGUCCUUUCUGGACAGAAGAUGGCCACUGUUCAAUAAAAGACUGUCAUGUGGAGCCCUGUCCAGAGAGCAAAAUUCCAGUUGGAAUCAAAGCUGGGCAUUCUAAUAAGUACUUGAAAAUGGCAAACAAUACCAAAGAAUUAGAAGACUGUGAGCAAGCUAAUAAACUGGGAGCAAUUAACAGCACACUAAGUAAUCAAAGCAAAGAAGCUUUCAUUGACUGGGCAAGAUACGAUGAUUCACGGGAUCACUUUUGUGAACUUGAUGAUGAGAGAUCUCCAGCUGCUCAGUAUGUAGACCUAUUGCUGAAUCCAGAGCGUUACACUGGCUAUAAAGGGACCUCUGCAUGGAGAGUGUGGAACAGCAUCUAUGAAGAGAACUGUUUCAAGCCUCGAUCUGUUUAUCGUCCUUUAAAUCCUCUGGCACCUAGCCGUGGUGAAGAUGAUGGGGAGUCAUUCUACACAUGGCUAGAAGGUUUGUGUCUGGAGAAAAGAGUCUUCUAUAAGCUUAUAUCAGGACUUCAUGCUAGCAUCAAUUUACAUCUGUGUGCAAACUAUCUUUUGGAAGAAACCUGGGGUAAGCCCAGUUGGGGACCUAAUAUUAAAGAAUUCAAACGCCGCUUUGAUCCUGUGGAAACCAAGGGAGAAGGUCCAAGAAGGCUCAAGAAUCUUUACUUUUUAUACUUGAUUGAGCUUCGAGCUUUGUCAAAGGUGGCUCCAUAUUUUGAGCGCUCAGUUGUCGAUCUUUACACUGGAAAUGUAGAAGAAGAUGCUGACACAAAAGCUCUUCUGCUGAAUAUCUUUCAAGAUACAAAGUCCUUUCCCAUGCACUUUGAUGAGAAAUCCAUGUUUGCAGGUGACAAAAAAGGGGCCAAAUCAUUAAAGGAGGAAUUCCGAUUACAUUUCAAGAAUAUCUCCCGUAUAAUGGACUGUGUUGGAUGUGACAAAUGCAGAUUAUGGGGAAAAUUGCAGACUCAGGGUUUGGGAACUGCCCUGAAGAUAUUAUUCUCUGAAAAAGAAAUCCAAAAGCUCCCAGAGAAUAGUCCAUCUAAAGGCUUCCAACUCACCCGACAGGAAAUAGUUGCUCUUUUAAAUGCUUUUGGAAGGCUUUCUACAAGUAUAACAGAGUUACAGAAUUUUAAAGUCUUAUUACAACACAGUAGGUAAUAAAGGCUUUUAUGUGUCUAACUAGAGACAUAAAAUGACUAUGUAAAGCCUUUUAAUUUUGGACAUUCAACAGAAAGACUAAUCUGACUUCAAGAAUUUUGAACUCUUAAAGAGAAAAUUUAAAUGCUCACUUGAAUAUUUAUGAUUGUUAAUAGAUUAUCAACGAGAUAUUUAUAAAUGAAGUAUAUACUUUGAAAACAUGUAAGUUAUACUAAUUUUGUGUUUAAUUUCAUGUGUUGAAAAUUCUAUUUUGUUUAGAAUUGGUUUUGUUUCUAUUCUAUUAUCCUUUAUUUCUAGUUGUCAAACUUUAAAUGGCUAUGUCUGCAUUCUAAUAACACUCUUCAGUCUGUUACAGAAAAAGAAUUAGGGAACAAAUGUUGCUUAGGGCUGGUAAUCAAUGAUAAAACCUUAUCAAUGCUUUUUAAUGUGUUCUUAGCCUUGCCUGACUGUGUGUAUCACUUUCUAUAAUAUAAAGAAAUAAUAUUUCUAUAAUCUGGAACUGUCACCGUGAUGAAUGGCCCUUUCAAUGCAUACAGAAAUUCCUUAAAAUUCCCCAGGACUUCAAUUUCAUUGGUUUUUAUUUGCAAUUUUUAGUAGCUUUUAUUGUUGCUGUUUCUAGCCUAAAGGACCUGAUUUGGUAAAGGUGAAUAAGACCUCUUCCCUAGGCUACCCAGCCAGAUUUCAUGUGUGUGUAGUGGGCUGGCCCAAGAGUGUUCUUUCACUUAGAACUCCUUUUGAUUGUGCUUUUCUUUGCCCCUAGAUAUUUUAGGGACAAAGACAUUGUGGAAAUUUUCAGUUACUUUUAGGAAAAAAAAUUGCAUUAAUAUUUAUUUAACAGAUUACUUCUGUGAAAUCAAUUUGAAUGGGACUAUACGAAUUUAUAAUGCCAAUUGAAAAUAUACACAAAAUUUGCUAUUUUAACUUAAAGUAAGCAUUUUUAAGGAUUCAUUUUAGAAUACAAUCUAUGCAAUCCUCUAACUCAGCGAGAUUUUCCCUGACAGGAUAUAUAAAAAGGUAGAUUAGGUCAAGUCUCCUUUAAGCUUCCUCUCCCUUCACCUUUUGUUUUCACUGUAUAUAAAUGAUAAUUUCUGUGAUCUGUACCAACAGAGGACUCUUAAGUCCUAAACUGUCAUUUUCUAAACCUGGGAUUUAAAAUCUUUAAACAGUAUUUAAAAUCUUGAUAUAUUUUUAAAUGUCGGCAGAUACAGUUAAUUUGGAAGGGUGCAUCUGUGUAGAAGUAAUGCAGGUACAAGAUCACGAGUUUUUCCUUAGACUAGUCUUUUCUGAAUUAAAGAAUAAGUGCUCUUAAAUCCGUAUUUUAUCCUACCAGAGUCUAAAAUGUGCUCAUUGAUGAUUUAGUGACAUCUAAAAAAAUUGUAUUUAGUUGGUUCACCCCUCUUUUAAAAAUACUUAGACAUCUCUUGGUGGGAUGUGGUGGGGUAUUAAGGUCUCAGAGUUAUUUUCUCACCUAAUUUCAAACGUUUAUAAACUUGGGGUUUUGUUGUUGAUGAUAGUGGUAUUUUUUGUUGUUUAAAGGCUGACAUGAGUGGACCCUCCCUCUACUUUUUCUUGAGGGUUGCAAGUAUUGUAUGGUGGGGGUGGGGGCCUUAGGGCAAACUGUCUAAAGAGUGAAUAUCCAAUUAAUAUAACUAGUAAGUUAGAAUUAUUCUUGGUGUUCAUUCAGAGUUUAAAAAUGUGAAGAAUUUGCACUUUAUUACUAUAAAUGUAAAGAACUUUUUGAUAGCGUUAUUUCACCAUUCUCUCAGUUAAAGAUAAAGGCUAUUAUUUAAACUCUGUUUACUAGAGAAAAUCCUUGGUCAUAUCCAUUUUUUUUUUCUGUAGUGUGAUUUGUUUCAAGCUUAGUAAAACUAGUAUAUUGGCAUAUAUUCUAGGAAAUUAAAAGAUCUAGUUAGAGUAAAAACCGUUUUAAGGUUUUUAAUUUUUUCACAACUAAAAAAAGUAUUCUUAGGCUCUAAUUCAUUUUGAUUAACUUUAUUUUAUCAUAAAUUAGAUUGUAGGGAGCACCCUACAUUUUUGUGUGUUUUAUUUCUCAAAUGAUUGUGUGAGCCUGGUGACAUUUCAUGGUUCUUGUGAUAUAAACUGUUUUUCCAAUUCACAUCUUUCGUUGUGAAGUGGUAUCAUACUAGAGUACUGUUUGCAUUGUAAAAAUGCUUUGCUGGUGAAUACCUCAUGGCAUUUUGUCUUUAUCUCAUCACCUAAUUUAAAAAUCCAGCACUUGAUAAUAUAACUGACAGGAAUGAUUGUACCCACUGAUGAAGUAAUGAAAUGAAGAAAAGGAAAAUCUUCCUUCCUUCAAUGGCAUAAGUUUAUUUUUUACUUAGGUGGCAUCUAUGUAAGUUAGACAAACUAUAUACUAAAAUUGGUAAAACUUUGUUUCUCCUGUUUUGAUUCUUAUAUUAUGAGGAGGAUCAGACAGAAUAGUAAUAGACUCCACAGUUUUGAAAUUGGAUGUCAAAACAUUUUGACAUUUUUAACAUUGUGAAUUACUCGAUAUUUGUAAUCUCUGUAUGUAUAUGAAACUCUGUGCCAUGUUUUUCAACUUUGCCUAUGUGCCACUGUAUAUAAGAAAGGACAGCUGUUUUGAUCUUCAUCAGCAUUGCCUUCAGCUGAAAAUUUGGGAACAGUUCACAGUAAACCUCUCAGUAGUUUGCAAACUGAGGUACCUGCAGAAACCAUAGCUAUUCACCAAAAUACACAGAUCAGGUGCAUGGUGUCAUGGAAAUUACUUGGUAAAAAAAACAAAACACACAAAAAUCUAUGUGUACUGUAUUUUAAGUAAUAUCUACAGGUGCAGCUUUGAUUUUAAACAGAAUUCCAAAUAAUUUACUGUUGUACCCACCAGAAUCUAGAAAAUGUGAAUUAAAGUACAUUUUCUGCAAUCUU